Molecule: messenger RNA, 426 nt
Organism: Diversispora eburnea
Lineage: Eukaryota; Fungi; Glomeromycota; Glomeromycetes; Diversisporales; Diversisporaceae
Source: the annotation of a GenBank genome assembly
AUGUAUGGUACAAAAACUACUCGCAGUAUUCGCAAUAGGCAAACUUUAACUUAUGGAGGCAUGCCUUUGUCUGCAUUGAAUAGGAAAAUGGAAGAAACUGAUCCACUCCUUAUUGAUGCCAUCGCCCAAGUGGAUGCAUUCCAUGAUCAAGAAGAUUAUUAUACUGACUAUGGAGUGCGUGGAUGUAUUACAGAACCUGUGAGGCAUCCUGAAUUAUCAUUAGGAUUUUUGGGAAAUGAUCCCAGAGGGAAACAGAUUGGGCCUGAUAUUAAUAAAAUUUCGAAGCAAAUACAGCAACGUAAGACUGAUUUUACCAUAGGAAUGGGUACUAAUGCCGAUACACAGGUCCCCGAAAGGCCAUGGUCAGAGCAAUCUAUAAAAAUUGGUCGAGAUAAACUACACGGAAGACUUAAGGAUAAUACCCAU